Messenger RNA from Lasiosphaeria miniovina, 2777 nucleotides. RefSeq lists its product as uncharacterized. The transcript is spliced from 3 exons. Lineage: Eukaryota; Fungi; Ascomycota; Sordariomycetes; Sordariales; Lasiosphaeriaceae. The coding region runs from base 250 to 2661 and encodes 803 amino acids. The record is from RefSeq and is a predicted model, not a curated record.
UUCCAUACGGAUGUUGCAUCGGUAUUAACCAACAGGAAGGCAGAACAACAAGCUGCAGGACGUUUCUGGGCCGCAGACAGCCUUGCACCCAAUUGCUGCUGGAGUUAGUAUCAUUCCCGAGGGAGGUAGCGAGGCAAGGUGGCUUCAUCGGGCACACCCUCGCGACACAAGGCAGCAGCCUCUCCCUCCACUGUAUGGAUAGGGCAUCUACCGGCACUGGAAAUAACCUUGGAAUGAGGUGGAUACCCUAUGAUGAAAAGCCUUGCCGCCGCCAAGAUGAGCAGCUCCGUGUACCCCUUCACCUCUCGGGAGGAGGUCAAGAGACGCAAUGCGAGAGCCGUCAAGGCUUUUGACCUGCAACGGCUGGAGAUCCGGUCACUGAAGUACUCCAACUUUGACGACAACGGCGGCGACGUGUUGGCCGUCGUUACCUUCGACCAGGAAUCGGACAGGGGCUGUGCCUGCGACGGCGCGCCCUGGCCCGAUGUACAGAUCCGCAUGUCCCGCGACAAGCUCUUGAGUCUAGGCUCGAGCAAGAUCGCCGGCAUGUUCGACGACAGGCGCCAGAGGCUGUACCGCCGCCGUUGGGGUUCAAAAUCUCUGCCGCCCGGCAUCGAGUACAUCCUCGAUUUCACACCCCCCUCGGAGGGCGCCGAGCUCGCCGAUCUCACUGCCGCCCUCUGGCUACCCAGAAUGGUCAAGCUCUGGUUUCUCGCCGGCCACUACGAGCCAAACGAGGUUCUGGCAAUUGGUCCGGAUCCCACCGGUUUUCAGACUCGUCCUCUCGCCAAUAUGGCUGUCGGCGCCGUUCUUGCCCUGGGCCAUGACGAUAUCUGCAAAGCGCCAAAUUGCCCCCUGGACUUCUCCUACUGGGAGGUCCAAACUGUACCAGGCAUCGUCGGCGAUGAUUCGCCGUCAAGCCAAUCUGCGCCUCGUCAUAUACCCGACUUCCGCAAGGUCGACGACUACUGCCGCAUCCGACACCGUGCCGCCGUAAUGCGUGUACUCCACGCCAUCAACGGCAAAGACCUUUUGCUGAAUUCGGCUACCCGGAUGUGGACGGUUGCGCAGGUGGCGAUCUAUCUCGAGGUUCCUAACGUUGUCGUCGGUCCCGUAACUCAAUGGCUACUCGCCGAGCCCAACACCAAAUUCAUGGAGAUAUGUCCAGAGAAGGCCUACCAGCUGGCCCUUGCCCUGCGCAUCCCAGGUGUUCUCAUUCAUACAUUCAAGAUCAUGGUCAACGAAAACGCCAUUGAUCUUGCGACUACCAACCCUUCUCCAAGAUUGCCACCUGUUACGUGGGCCCAGCGAAGGCGCGAUGACUAUGGAGAUUUCCCCUCCGAUGCUAUCGAAUACGCCAGCCGCGCCAUGGUCGAGCGCAUGAGUGCAAAUCUAGCCAUGCUUCGGGCAGACGAUGUAUUCGAACGACUCCCAGUCAAGAUCGGCGAGUGGGAGAAAAUGCGCCACUUGGGGGCUCUCAUCGAACAGUUUCCCGCCUGCGACCUGAAGUCAGCCUACAAUGCCCUAUCCGAAGCCACGAUAGCCGCAUUUCAUGGUUUGGUGGGACGGACUCUCGAGUUUCGUCUUCCUGACAAUUAUUUCGGAGAUCUUCUUAGAUAUCAGCGAACUCACUAUGUUCCAGAGAGCGAGCUCCUCGACUUGGCUGACCUAUACAAGAAGCUCGAAGCCACACAGCGGUCUCUUACACCGUUCUUCUGGGAGUCGCUUCGGCGUGCUGAUGUCAUCGUCGCCUUUGGCAGUUCUUUUUACAAUGGGAAAACUCUGUCGAUGCUGGCUACCGAGUUCAAGGAUCUCCUUUGGGAAGCCCGAGAUAUACUAAAACUCUCGGGGCACCACAUGGACAUGGACAUGUAUACGUUCCAGAAUACGGUCAUGUUCGACCAUACGAAGUUCUUUGCUCAGCUCAUGUCUGCGGUGAAGGUCUUGUGCCUUGAUAUAUUACAUCCCAAAACCGACGAACUCUCCGAACUCUCCGGACUCCGAUACGUCUUGUCCGAUCACCUCCUUCUUACCCUCGACGAGAAAGAGAUGAAUUACUUGCCGCUGUGGGCUGGAGGCCUUGACGACGGAUCUGGCGGUGUCUUCCAAGACGCCAUCCCUCCUGCCGAGAUGGGUCCUAGUGAGCCGGGACCCGGAUAUCACACAGGAUAUACUAUCGCCAGCGAGACGGACACAGAGACCAUGGGCUAUGCCUCAACUACUACCCCUUCAGACCUCGGUUUUGGCGGUCUUGACAUUGGCGAUACCUCUACUGUCCGCAGCAUGGAUGCUGAGCAGAGCGCCUCCAGCGGGCUACCGCGAAACCGGGUCAUUGCUGCCCCGUCUGUUUCGUCUGAGACAUUCUCGGCCGACUAUGCCGAAUACGCCGACGCCAUGUUUCUGGUACCCGCUCAUCAUCAAGCGCACGGCCAAGCGCUGGCGAGCUAUGUCGAAAAUUACGGCGACCAUGACGCGGCCUCUCAAAUUACCGAGAGCGCGACCAUGACUGCUACCGACAUGGAAGAUGGCAGCUCAGAGGAAGCCCAGGGCGAUGAAGACAUGGAGUUCUUUUUCGAAGACGACAUGGAUCUGUCUGAUGACGGCAGCUCCACGUUGGACGGCUUUGAGGACGCUAGCGACGAUAGCGCUACGCUGUCCUAGGCGCCUCUUACUUCCAGCUUCCUCUUCUUCUCUUCCCUCUCUUUCUUUGCAGCCCUCUUCUUUAAAGACCGACGAGGCUCCUAUGCCACCUUCGUGUCCUAUUGACCUCUAAAAUA